This is a messenger RNA of Dendroctonus ponderosae (mountain pine beetle), 1497 nucleotides long. RefSeq names its product NADH dehydrogenase [ubiquinone] 1 alpha subcomplex subunit 10, mitochondrial (gene ND-42). Gene Ontology annotation, biological process: mitochondrial electron transport, NADH to ubiquinone. The transcript is spliced from 8 exons. The record is from RefSeq and is a predicted model, not a curated record. Gene Ontology annotation, cellular component: cytoplasm. Lineage: Eukaryota; Metazoa; Arthropoda; Insecta; Coleoptera; Curculionidae. The coding region runs from base 150 to 1358 and encodes 402 amino acids.
AUAUCUGGACUGCCGCUAGACGCAAGUAGAAAAAGAGAGAAUGCAUUUGAGGUCUUUAUCUGUUUGAGGUUAUACAUUGUAACGUCAACCCUGUUGUCAAUAUAAGAGCUCUAUUACAUAAAAGGCAAAUCGAACUGAGAUCCCUGGAAAUGACCAGCCUCAUUCGAAUUGGUGUUCGUAAAGCAUCACUUAUUGCUCCCAGGUCACUGCUUGUGAAAAUUAACUAUCAGUCAACGAGAACAAUAACCAGCAGGUUAGACGAGUUGCCCCCAAAGCCAAAGCCCUGGCCCUACAAUGAGAAGCCGUACACCAACCUGCAGUAUUUCUUUGAUAAAACAACUCCAAGGUUUGAUGAAAAUACCAAGCUGAUUAUAGUAGAAGGCCCAGUGGCUUCAGGUAAAUCAAAGUUGGCGAAAGAAAUAGCAAAAUCGUUUGGAAUGAUUUACUAUCCCGAAGCCAAUUUGGAUAUGCAAUACAUCAAUCCCUAUGGGUACGACUUGAGGCAAUUAGACUCUAUGCUGCCCCCUUCGUGCAAAAGCUUUGAUGUUAUGGAUUUCAUGCGAAACCCCAACCAUAUGUUGGUGGCCAGGUGGCAAAUUGAGCAAUAUAUGAUUAAGGUUUCUCAAUAUAUUGAUGCAUUGGCUCAUCUCUUGAGUACGGGACAGGGCGUUGUCUUGGAUAGAUGUGCCUUUUCUGACUUUGUUUUUGUUGAAGCGAUGUACAGUCAAAAAUACUUGUCCAAGCCUGCAUAUAAAAAAUAUUAUGAAUUCAGAAGAAGCACCAUAGAUCACUUGUUAAAACCACAUUUGAUUAUAUACCUGGAUGUACCUGUUUCAAAGGUUUUAGAAAACGUGCGACAACGUAACAUCAGCUACGAAAAGAAUUCUCCUGUCUUCACCCAACAAUAUUUGGAAGUAAUGGAAAAGACGUACAAACAGAAGUACUUGAAAGAAAUGUCUCCAAACGCUGAGCUUUUGGUGUACGAUUGGACCGUGGAAGGAGACACUGAUAUUGUCGUUGAAGAUGUAGAAGCGAUUGAUUUUGACAAAUACGACGAGCAAGAUUCGCACUUCCAGGACUGGAACCUGCCGAAUGAGGAAGAAUGGGGCUGUGUACGCUCUAGAUAUGCCGAUCAGAAGGAAGACAUUUUGUCUUACGCGAAUGUACAGACCUAUGAUGUUCCAGAACUGCUAAUGAGUGGUGAGGACUCUGAGAUCUAUUUCAGAGUAAUGGAUGAGGCUCCUGGACAGCAAUAUGAAUUUGGAUACAACAAAAGCAUGGGCGAUGGGGGUUUCCUGUUCAAGUGGGACCGUCCGACACGCAGUACAUUACCUCUAAGGGAGAGGAGAACUGUGUAGAAUCAUCAAUCUAUCAGCGGCGCAGAAAAGAGUGGAUUAAACUAUCAAACUCAUCUGUCUUCAACUAAAGGUUUGUAAAUUGUUUAAUUAUUAACAUGCCUUGUUAUUAUUUUUAAUAAUAAACAAUUAUUUACGCAUA